CAUGCGCAAUCGAAGGACUGACUGAGCUUUGGAGAGGAAGCAAGGACUGGAGUGUGCAGGGUGAAGAAGAGGCGUCAUGGCUGCUGUCGUUCCCCGGACCAUUUGCCCCGGUACAGAUGUAUUCGCCACUCGCCACGGCUCCUUCAUCGUUCGCUCCGACCUGGGUUGCUACCUUCAAGUGCUGGACUUCUCCUCAGGGCAGGACAUCAAGGUGUGGGAUCUGCACCCAGCCUGCCGUGGCAAAGGCCACUAUGUGGGAGACCCCACCAGUUCUGACAUCUACCUCCUCGAUGGGGACUCCUUUUGCAAAGUGCUGGACUUGAACUCAGAGCCUCCCUCCAACACCUUGCCUUUGCACCCCAGCUGCCAAGGAGGUGACCAUUACGCCUCCUGUGAGGGCCGUUUCUUCAUCUUCUUUCUCAAGCGUGGCGUGGCCCUCUCCGUGGCUGACCUUUCCACUGCGGCUGCAGCAAAGGAGGUCUCCUUGGAAGGCCCGCUUCUGGAUGGGUUGUAUUAUUACGGUGCCAACGCCACCCAGAUUGCUUGCUUCGGGAUGAACGAGGGCCGCCUUUGUGGCCAUCUUCUUGCCACAACGGGAGACAAGGAGACCUUCUCAAUCCACCCUGAUGUGGUUUGUUUCCUCCCUGGAGGCCUGGCUCUCAUUCACGGGCCGGCUUUCGGUGCCUGGGAGUGUAUCAAACUGAUCUCCAACGCCACCAACAUGCCCAUGCCCAGCAGCCACGAAAUCACCCGGCAGGUUGGCUACAUCAAGUCGGCUUUCGGUCCAAAGUACCAGGAGUGUGGUGCUGCCGAUUCCAACUCCUUGACCAUCUCGCUUCUGCAAGCCCAGUUCUCCCUCCCUGCCGUUUAUGGCGGGAUGGGAGUGCAGACCGAACAGGAAGAAUGGGAGGCGGUGGCCGAAGAAGGGGAACCUCUCCGGGUGAUCUUGCAACCCAGGCAGAAGCUCUACUGGUGGCAUUACCGGCUGGGCUUUGGCGAAGAAGCCGUGCUGUUUUGCCGGGCGCUUAAGAUCACCCGCAGCCCUUCCCCGCCUACGCAUAUACCCCUUCCGCUGGCCCAUUCUUGACAGGAGAACUGAGCAGCGAGAAAGUAACAUCUUUUUUGCUUGGGAUGAAAAUUAAAAGGUGCAAAAUCCUGUUAUAU
Messenger RNA from Anolis sagrei ordinatus, 1164 nucleotides. Lineage: Eukaryota; Metazoa; Chordata; Lepidosauria; Squamata; Anolidae. The record is from RefSeq and is a predicted model, not a curated record.